AUGGCAUCUGAAGCAGCGACGGUCGAUCUCAAGACGAAGCCGUCCGUGAUGCUGUCCGAGCUGGAGAAAAAAAGCACCAACACGUCCGAAGCUGGCCAUCCAACCCCCAACGAUGUCGAAAAGCUGCCCAAAACCGAUUCAACCGUCGAGCCAGAGUACCCGACUGGUGUCCGCCUCGUUCUGCUCACUCUGGCCCUCGCGAUUUCCGUGUUCCUCGUGGCACUGGACAACACCAUCAUCGCUACCGCCAUUCCCAAGAUUUCGACGUAUUUCGAUUCGUUGGAGGAUAUAGGCUGGUAUGGCUCCGCAUACCUCCUCACCUCCGCCGCAUUCCAGCUUCUUUGGGGUCGUCUUUACACCUUCCUGCCUAUAAAAUGGGUCUAUAUUGCCGCCAUCUCCAUCUUCGAGCUUGGGUCGCUGAUUUGUGGCGUGGCCCCGACAUCAGCUGCUCUGAUUAUUGGCAGAGCAAUCGCAGGAGUGGGCUGUGCGGGUAUUUUCUCGGGGGCGCUCAUUAUUGUUGCCCACUCGGCCCCACUUCCCAAGCGGCCAAUGUUUACCGGCCUCAUAGGAUCAACCUACGGGAUCGCCUCCGUUGCUGGGCCACUGAUGGGUGGAGCAUUUGCCGACAAAGUUACCUGGCGGUGGUGUUUUCUAAUCAAUCUGCCAAUUGGCGCCGUCACGCUCUUCAUCAUGGUCUUCCUUUUUACGAACCCGCAUCAAGAGAUGGGCGAGCGGAUGGAUUUCAGACACCGCCUGCAGCAAUUCGACCUGAUUGGAACUGCCAUCAUCAUCCCCGCCGUCGUUUGCCUGCUUCUCGCGCUCCAGUGGGGCGGCGCAGCAUACGCGUGGUCCAACCCGCGCAUUAUCGCGUUGUUAGUCCUCUUUGGCGUCCUGACCAUCGUCUUCAUCGCUGUCCAAGUAUGGAAGCAAGACUCUGGUACCGUCCCUCCGCGAAUCUUCAAACAACGGAGUAUCUGGUCAGGCGCCCUGUUUGCGUUCUUCCAGGGCGCGACGUUCUUUGUCUUCGUUUUCUACCUCCCCAUCUGGUUCCAAGCCAUCAAAGGUGUCUCCGCCAUUAAAUCAGGCAUCGACAACCUCCCCAUGAUCUUGUCGCUCGUCUUUGCGAUGAUCCUUUCAGGAGGGCUGACUACAGCGAUUGGCUACGUCGUGCCCUUCAUGUACCUCUCCACGAUCCUCAUGGCUGUGGGUGGCGGGCUACUGACAACGCUCCAAGUCGACACAGGUCAUGCGAAAUGGAUCGCUUACCAGGUGCUUGUGGGCAUUGGCUGUGGGGCGGGAAUGAACCAGCCGGUCAUGGCGAUCCAAGCAGUCCUCGACCUCAAGGACGUGCCAACGGGUACUGCUGUCGUCCUGUUUCUGCAGACAAUGGGCGGCUCGAUAUUCGUGUCGGUUGCCCAGAAUGUCUUCCAAAACCAGCUUGUAAGCGGUUUGCGGACCCAAGUGCCCAGUGUCGACCCCCGAGUUUUACUUGGUGCCGGCGCGGCGAGUAUAAGGGCUGUCGUACCGGGAGACGUGCUGGGGGCUGUUAUCAGAGUGUACAAUACGGCGUUGGUGAACGCAUUCUAUGUCGCUGUCGCUGCCGGGUGCUUGUCGGCGAUCGGCGCGUUGGUGAUUGAGUGGAAGAGUAUAAAAGUUGAGGCAAGCAAGGAGUAA
Molecule: messenger RNA, 1674 nt
Organism: Mycena indigotica
Lineage: Eukaryota; Fungi; Basidiomycota; Agaricomycetes; Agaricales; Mycenaceae
Product: Major facilitator superfamily transporter
Exons: 3
Coding region: 1-1674 (557 amino acids)
Biological process (GO): transmembrane transport
Molecular function (GO): transmembrane transporter activity
Source: RefSeq, a predicted model, not a curated record